AUGGUUUUUCGAAAAAUACUGUUGACUUUAAGUAUUUGCUUAUUGGUAAGUAAGAUGGAAGCUCGCCUGGACGUCAUACAAUGGAUUGAGUCGAACAGAAUAACGAACUGGGGUGACUGGGGUGGAGCCGACUUUUGUCCAGAAGGAAGUUAUGUUACCGGUUUCGACUUAAAGGUAGAAGGUAACCAAGGAGGUGACGAUGACACAGCACUGAACUCAGUAAAGCUUAUAUGUACCAGUUUAAAAGGAAUCUUUCAGAAAGACAUUGUCAGUAGUGAAGGUGGUUGGGGCGAGUACAGAGGACGUAAAUAUUGUCCUAAUGGACUUGGCAAUGGUUUUGAACUUAGAUCGGAAUCUAGUCAAGGUGGUCGUGGUGACGAUACAGCUGCUGUGGAUUUUAACUUAAUCUGUGCUAACAACGAUGGUACUAGUGCGAAUAUCAGAGGAGGGGAGAUUGUAACUUUCGGUGAAUGGAGAACCACAAACAGAAUGUGUCCACCGGAGACAGCUAUUUGCGGAAUUCGUACUCAGGUUGAACGGUCUCAAGGUGGCAAAGGCGAUGACACUGCAUUGAACAAUGUUGAUUUAGCCUGCUGUCGCGUACCACAUCCCGCAAAUGCAUGUGAAUUACAGAGAGGACACUGGGAAACUGUAAUCGGAUGCCAUCAAGGAAUUUCGCAAUGCAAUGUAAAAUUCAAAAGUGGACUCACAACAUCUUCUCAAACGACAAAUACCUUAUCGGAAUCUACAAAGUUAGCUGAAAAACUGGGACUUAGUAUGAGCUCCGAGGCAUCAAUCGGUAUCUUAAAAUCUCGGCUAGAAUCAAAUGUCGAAAUUGCAAAAGAAAAAUUUAAUGAGAAAACAUUGCAGACCAUCAUUAGUCAAACGGAUACUUUUGAAAUGGAAUGGUCGUUUCAAAUAAAUUGUGUUGGCACAGCACAGGAGCUGGUUUUGGUUUGUGGUCCGUUUAAAGUUAAAACAAAAGAGUAUCGCUGUGUAUCCGACUGAAGAUACA
This is a messenger RNA of Bradysia coprophila, 1015 nucleotides long. RefSeq lists its product as uncharacterized. Lineage: Eukaryota; Metazoa; Arthropoda; Insecta; Diptera; Sciaridae. The record is from RefSeq and is a predicted model, not a curated record.